AUGCCAUCGAGAUGGNUAGAUACCUUAUUGAAUCGUCUAUUCGCUGACAAACAAGAGCAUACUGUUUACCUUAAGUGUCCACAACGUCAAAAAUUGACACAAGCUCUCAAACGUAUUUGUAUUCCUCUUACUUGUCCCAAUUUACGAUUAGAGUCAAACAUCAACUAUGCAUCUGAGCAGUUAUCCAAUCAAAAUUUAUCUACUUCAUUUAUUCCCUCUAAACCUCUUCGUAAACAACUAAGAAAAACUGUGCAUGAUGUUCAUGUCGAUCAAAUUAUUCGAGAUCAUCGUUGGAUUGUUCUUCUCGGCAGUUCAGGUUGUGGAAAGACAACAUUGGCUCGAUGGUUAACCUAUGAAUUUGCUCGAGCUAUAUCACGGAAUCUAGAGCAAGUCUCGAUUAAAGAUGGUGACGAAAAGAAACAUUUCGGACCAGUUCGUCUACCUAUUCUGAUUUGUGUAAGCGAAUUCACAGAUUGGCUACAAAGUCAUCCGACUUCUACACUAUUUGAUUAUCUUGGACAACACACAUGGCAGAAUAAAUCGUAUUUGGAAGAAAAAUUCGAAAUGAUACAAGAUUUUGUUCUUCAUCGACAUGCCUUGAUCAUCCUCGAUGGUCUCGAUGCAGUAGCCACAUUUGAGCUUCGUGCUCAAGCGUUAAAACUCAUACAAGAUUUUAUUGGUUCGUUCGUGCUUUCAUCAGAUUUUAUAUCUGUCUACGAUGAUGUCCAAUUAGCAAAGAUGUGGUCAACACAAGUAGAUCGAUGCGAAGGCAUAGAGCCCGGGAAUGUUAUUAUAAUCACAGGUAGAAUUGCCGGUUAUGAUGUUCAACCAUUGCGAAGCGAACUCAUCGCACAUCAUAGAAUCAUACCUAUGACUCCAAAAGAUGUGUCAGAUUUUGUUACGACAUGGUGCACUGAUGUGCAAGCAAAAGUAAUUAAUUUGUUUAUUACAAUUGUACCAAAAUUAAAAGAUAGACAACUCGCUGAAAAUCAAGAUUGGCUUUGUGCCAGUAAACUUCUCGAAAUAUUUCAUUCAAGAAAGGAAAUAACUGCAUGGGCAUCAAAUCGACGUCUUCUAUCCAUUUUGUGCAUUUUAUUUGCCCGACAUGGUAUCCCAUCGUUAGCCAAUACUCGCAUGUUAUUGUACCAACAAAUGGUCGAAUUAAUAAUUCAGCAAUCACAAACUGAAAACCAUAUACUCAAGUAUGUUCUUUCUCAACUUGCGUUGUAUAUCCAUUUGUGUUCAAAAUCAGGCCUUAUCGAUGAGUUCGAUUUAAAAACACUUUGUCGACUUUCUUUCAAACAAUGGCACAAUCAAAAUUCGAAUGAACAUUGUCCUCUAAGUUUAUCGGAGCUUCGAUACAAAACAGAACAAUUUAUUCAAAUACUCAAUGAAGACACAGGCAUGGUUGCGACUCCGUAUCUUGGUAUUUAUGGAUUUUUUCAUUCAAGCUUCCAAGAAUAUUUUGUUCACAUAUCGAUGAUGACAAAGAACCCAUCUCCUGAAGAACUGGCCCCUCGCUUUUACAAUUUCUACUCUCGACUUCCCAUGCGUGGUCCUCUCCUAUUUGCUAUGAGCAAAAUUAGCUCGGAAUGGGAUUGGGAACGUUAUAAUCGAUUUUGUGAUCAAUUGAUUUCGUACAAUAAUCAUUAUAAUAAAUAUGUUCCAUUAGGAGCUCUAUUAUUCGUUACAUCCCUUGCCGAUCUCACUUGUUUACCAUCCAAAUCGAUUGUGUUCAACGCAUUGGACUCAUUAUUGUUGGUGGAUGAUGAUGGGCCAGAAACAUGUUUUUUUCAAUCGUCGUUAUCCGCAGCUUUUAAUAUUCUACCAGUUCCAAUGGUUCACCAAUGGUUCGAACACGUCCUAUCGAGUAAUGUCGCUAGCCAUCUUAAAUUGAUACUGAUUGCAUGGACUGUAAUAAGCACAUGUGAAAUUUUUCCAAGAUGGAUCAAUUUACAUUUUUUAAGAAUAUUUUGCAAUUACUCCGGAGAUUUUGAAGAGAAGUUUGAUGUUUAUGUACAGAAAAUCUGGACAACAAUGAGUAUGACAAUUACUUAUCAACGAUCAGAACAUAUGUUUCAAAAUUUACGUAGUUAUCUAUUAGCUAAACCUGAUGUUUUUGCAAACUUGGAUACGCGGGUUUUAGCAGCCAUCAUUGCCUUGUAUGGAGGACUCGAAAGAACCGAAUCAAAGAAGGACGAAAAACGCCACAUAACAGUUCGUUUUUCUCCGCAACGUAUAUUUAAAAAUUCACCUUUGUCAUCCGUAUUCAUUGAUUAUCUGAAUGAUGCAGGAGAUCAAACGAGUCGAAUGCAACGUCUGAUCGAUCAGUGCCAUCAAAUCGUAUCUGGUGCUUCAUCAUCUGAUAUAUCACUACGACUAUCAUCAAUAUCCGAGUCAAAAUGCUCUGCAAUGGGCCGUACAUCAUCUAAAACUCAUUCGAAUUUAUCUGCACGAUUACUACAUCCACAUGAGAUCAGCUGA
Rotaria sp. Silwood2 is the source of this 2484-nucleotide messenger RNA. The record is from the annotation of a GenBank genome assembly. NCBI's taxonomy places the organism in Eukaryota, Metazoa, Rotifera, Eurotatoria, Philodinida, Philodinidae.